AUGUCGUGGGUAAAUCGUCAGCAUAGGGCGAUGGCUCGCUGGGUCGGGCUGAAGGUGGAUGCGGCGGUUGAAGACUUGACUACCGACUUGAACGAUGGCCUUGUGUUGGUCAAACUAGUCAAUGUCAUUGCUGAGGAAAGCGGCUCCUCGGAGUACUUGCUUACACCGAUCUACGAAAAGCCUACCAUUCACCUCCAGAAAGUGGAGAACAUCGACGAUGUGUUGAAGUUCUGCCGGCUUAUCUUGAACAUCAAUACAUGCUCUGUCAGCGCUCAAAACGUCGUGGAGGGCGACUUGAAGUUGAUUUUGGGCCUUAUAUGGACUUUGUUCGUGUAUGCCACGCUGACCCUGAUCCUGGUGGCCAACGAAGGUAACUCCAUUCAUGAAAUCAAGCUGAUUUUGCUACGCUGGGUUAACCAGAUUGCUCGCUCAAGGGCGCUUCCUGAGCUUUCAAACUUUACCAAAGACUGGUCGCUUCAGGCGGGCCUGCGUCCCGAUUUGACGUUUGGGGCUAUUUGUGAUUACUUUCUUCCGAACGCUCUUUUCAAGUAUCAUGAUCUUAACUCUGGUAAACCACUUGCCAACCUCGAUAUGAUCCUACUAGAGGCCGAGGAUAAACUCCAGAUUCCUCAGCUUAUGGUCUCUGAAGACUUUAACGUGCUUGUUCCCGAUGAAAAAUGUAUCAUUCUUUAUCUUUUGCAGUGGUAUACGUUCUUUGAGUUGACUCCUGAUGUCCCUGACUCCCCUGCCAUUCCACAAGAAGAAAUAAAACCAGAUAACUGUAUGAGCCAGUUUAUGCUUCUAUGUUUGGAAGCACUGCAAGCUAAACAUUCCUAUGAAGCCAAGGCACUACGGCUCGUGGACCAGGUCAACACCAAUAUCAUGAAACUUAGCAACAUCAAUGAAGAACUCUGUUCUACAAUUGUUCCCGCUGAUCUAGUUGAUCUGCUAAAUGGGUUUUGUCUGGAUAUUAAGAGCUCCAAUAUAACCGAACAGCUUUCUUCAAGGACCCAAUUCCCCCAAAUCUCCAUGUUCACGCAAUUCCUCGUUGACUUGCUCAGAGCAUAUGAACAUUUUACUGUUCAACUCAAACCAACAUUUAUGCAUCACGACUUCCCUGAACUGCAAGCUUUACUCAAAUCCAUAGCUGUGAGUCUCUCUCAAACCGGCAUUCCAUCUUACCAGCCAGAGAAAAACGUUGCCCUUUCAACGAUCGCUACUCGUCUUGAAUGUCUCAAUGAACUUGAUAACAUCGUGAGUGAAAAGGUGGUUGAAAUUUUGCAGCUGCUCCAUUCCUCCAAAUUGGCCAAUGCCGAUGGUCUAAUUGCAACCCUAGAAACACACUUGAGAGCUCACAACAGGGAACCUAUUCCUCCUGCUCUUAAAAAAUACGUUGACGAACUUAGCCAGAUCAUGGACCUCAAACAGCAUUUGGACCGCUUCCACAGCGUGCUUCUUCCCAAGCACAACGCACAGAGUCUCAGGAUCCUUGUUGAUUCGCUAGAAACAAUUGAUGUACCUAUAACUCCUGAUACCCCUACAAGCGAGCAGACAAUGGCAUUUGAAAAGUUUAAGAAUAUUGUGCUGCAACAAAAUAACCAAAGAAACCUUACCCACGCCGACCUCACUCGUUUCGUUGAAGCUCUUGCUGGCGAAAGUAUCCUGAAGAAAGAUAAAAAGGCGUUUUUGUUGCUCGUUCCUUCUAGGAGGAUGCUUAACCGUAGUGAAAGCGACGAGUUCUCCAUGUACGGCCUGGACGAAAACACAUCUGUUAAUGAAAUUGAAGAGCUGGCUCUUUUCGAUAAAGUUCAGCAGACCAUGGAAGAGAAGCUCGCUGGAACAUACAAUAAGCUUUACAACUUGGCAGAGUUUGUUGAAGGCCUCGAAGGUGGGUUUGCAAUUUAA
This is a messenger RNA of Candidozyma haemuli, 1905 nucleotides long. RefSeq names its product Abp2p (gene ABP2). The record is from RefSeq and is a predicted model, not a curated record. Gene Ontology annotation, biological process: actin cytoskeleton organization. NCBI's taxonomy places the organism in Eukaryota, Fungi, Ascomycota, Pichiomycetes, Serinales, Metschnikowiaceae. Gene Ontology annotation, cellular component: cortical actin cytoskeleton; cell junction; plasma membrane. Gene Ontology annotation, molecular function: actin filament binding. The transcript has a single exon. Bases 1 to 1905 code for a protein of 634 amino acids.